AUGAGGUAAAACUCGGGUGGUGUUCUACGUGGCUCGGUCCCUAGUUGCUUCGUGGCCUUCCGUAACGAACAAUAAGGGUUGGCCCGAAGGGCUUUGGUCAAUGUGGAACAUUGUUCCGAAGACAUUCUCCGGACGCUCGGACCCUCAAUUGAGCCACGGUGAGGCAUUGUUGGUUGGACUAAGAUCACGCCUUUGACCUCCCAGUGAUCCUGUGCCAUGCGUCCCAUCGUGGCUCUGAGUCUUCAUUGUUCUUAAGCUGGGGCUUGGGGGGGCGGCAUUCGAGAAAGCUAGCACAUGGAACCUUCGACAUGUCUCCUGUCAGAGUUGCGUCCAUCAUGUGAGCCGAAGAUGCGGGUACAAUUAAUACCCCUUGCAUUCUGCAUCAGACGCCCCUUGAGCGGAAUUCCAGUCCCGUUGACGAUUAAGGACGGGGGAGGUCAGGAAGCAAACGCUAAACUUGUAAGCCUCCGACAAGACCAUCUAAUGAAGCUGCUGAAACGACUCACAGUGUUGGGAGAUCAUUCACCUCAGUUGCGAUCCAAGAAUGCAUGCAAAGAAAAUCCAGAAGCCGUAGAGAAAGGUCGAGCCCACGCAAGCAGAAGUCCACUACACAUCUUGCGAAGAGAACUUACACAGAUGCUGUAGGGGAUAUUAUACACCGCCGGACAUAUCGAGAACCGCACGCAAAUCUCGAG
This is a messenger RNA of Aspergillus homomorphus CBS 101889, 695 nucleotides long. RefSeq lists its product as uncharacterized. The record is from RefSeq and is a predicted model, not a curated record. The transcript has a single exon. Bases 295 to 645 code for a protein of 116 amino acids. NCBI's taxonomy places the organism in Eukaryota, Fungi, Ascomycota, Eurotiomycetes, Eurotiales, Aspergillaceae.